AUGGCUGAUGCACUCGUUGGUGCCACGAUAACGCGUACUUUAGAGAAGGCAAUUGCCCUUGCGACUGACCAAGUUGGGAUGGUGAUUGGAUUCAAGAAUGAUCUGGAGAGAUUUAAAGAUUCAGCAGCCAUGAUCCUUGCUUUCUUGGCCGAUGCUGAGGAGAAGAAACCGAUGCAACGGGCAGUGCAACUAUGGCUGAAGAGGCUUGAACGAGUUUCUUUUGAUGCUGAUAAUGUGUUGGAUGAGCUCAACUAUCAUAAUCUAUGUCGACGGGUGGAAAUUAGAGAUCAGUUCAUGGGAAAGGUACGCUUCUUCUUCCUCUCUAAGCCUGUUAGUUUUCGUUGGAGGAUGGCCAGGAAGAUCAAGGACAUUAACCUGAAGUUGAAAAUGAUUAAUGAAGAAGCAAUUAGCUUUGGACUUGUGUCCCAGAUGGGAAAUGAUGCAACUGCAUCUGAAAUUUCUGCUAUUUCUGGAGGCCUAAUAACUAGAGAGAAAGACUCCAUUGUAGGUCAAAAUAUUGUAGGAAGAGCCAAUGAUGCAUCAAAUAUAGUGGAGAUAUUGUUAGGCUCUUCUGCAAAAGUUGUUUCUGUUAUUCCCAUUACGGGCAUGGGUGGAUUAGGAAAAACAACUUUGGCACAGUUAGUGUUUAAUGAUCAACAAGUUGACAAACACUUUGAUAAAAAGAUCUGGAUAUGUGUGUCUGAAAAUUUUGAAGUUACACGGCUAUUUAAGCUAAUCUUGGAAUCAUUGACAAGUAGAAAAGUUGAAGUAGCCAAUAGGGAUGUUAUUGUCCAAGAAAUUCGAAAAGAAUUCCAGACAAAAGAUAUCUUAUUGUACUUGAUGAUGUGUGGAACGAAGUAUCCACCUUGUGGGAUGAAUUUUUCCAGUCAUUGGUCGGAAUCAGCACAACCAAUGGAAAUUGUUCCAAGUGGAGAAAAACCAGAAGAAUUGCGAGUGAUAAGAAAGAAACUCACAAACAAGUGUGGUGGCCUACCACUAGCUGCUAGUGUCAUUGGUGGUUUGUUACGUAUCAAGAGAAAAGAGGAGUGGCUCUCAGCUGUGGAGAAAGGAAUCAUGAGUUUGACUGGAGAUGAAAAUAGUGUCUUGCAAAUACUUAAGUUGAGCUUUGAUAAUUUGCCAUCGCUAGCCAUUAAAAAAUGUUUUGUAUAUUGUUCUAUAUUUGGUAAGGAUUGUGACAUAGAGAGGGAGCAGAUAAUCCAGCUUUGGAUGGCAGAAGGUUUUCUUGAGUCAAAUCUCAACAAUCAAACAGUAAUGGAGGAAAUAGGACACAAGUAUUUUUCAAUUUUGUUGCUGAGUUCCUUGAUACAAGAAGUAAGAAAGGAGGAAAUUAUAUGUGGCAGAAUGCAUGAUCAUGUGCAUGAUCUAGCAGAAUCAUUUUGGAGGUCUAAAUGCAUUGAUUUGGAGAAUGGUAUAGCAGACAACAGUUCUGAAGUUCGCCACCUAGUAUUAGACUCCAUAGAAGGAAAAACAAGUAAAAUCUCAAAAGACAUGUCAAGAUCACUUCGUACAUUGUUUUUGGGGAGUAGUAUAUCUAGUGAUAUGCUAUCAAAGUUCAAGUAUUUGCAUGUUUUAAAUCUGUCUCGAGCAAGGAUUGAAUUGGUGCCAACCUCCACUGGCAAACUAAUACAUUUGAGGUAUCUUGACCUUUCAUAUUCUAGAAUAAAAACUCUGCCAGAAUGUAUUUUAAGGCUUUAUAAUCUGCAGACACUAAGGAUGUAUUCAUGCCCAGCUCUAAAAGAUCUUCCAGAAGGGAUGAGCAGUUUGAUCAACUUAAGACAUCUCUGCUAUUAUAAUGAUGCCAAAUUUCUUAUGCCAAAGCACAUGGGACUUUUAACUUGUCUUCAAACUCUGAAGUUCUUUAAUGUUGGUGAAGAGAAGGGUCGUCACAUUGAAGAGCUAGGAUGCUUGGAAAACCUUAGAGGUGGACUGGAAAUACGCAAUCUUGAACUAGUAAACGGUAAAGAAGGAGCUCAACAGGCAAACCUAUUUGGAAAGGUAAAUCUGCAUGAGUUGCAUUUUAAGUGGGGUAAAACUCGAGACAGUGACAGUGAUGAUGAAAAUGUGCUUGAAGGCCUCCAACCCCACCCAAAUCUGCAGGUGUUAGUAAUUGAAAAUUACAUUGGCGAUCAUUUUCCAUCAUGGUUCAUGAAUUUAUCAGCAAGCUUCAAAUUAACAAGAUUGUGCUUGACGGAUUGCAGAAGAUGUACAGAAAUUCCUGCUCUUGGCCAACUGCCCCUUCUUCAAGACCUCAAAUUGCUUGCACUGCAAACUGUGAGAAGCAUUGGGCUUUCAUUCUAUGGCAUUAGUGAUCACAGCACAUUAGGAAGCUACAGCACUGCCAGUCAAGGCCCAAGGAAUCUGUUUCCCGUCCUGAAAAAUCUUUAUCUAGGCAAUAUGAGGAACCUGAUUGAGUGGAUGGAACCAACAGCAAAGCCAGUAGGAUUUGAACAAUUUGAGGUCUUUCCCAUCCUUGAGACUUUGACUAUUAGCAAUUGCACCCAAUUGACGACAGCUCCAAGUCAUUUCCCAAGUCUUGAGAAACUGAUAGUCAAAAAUAGUUACCAGUUUUUGCCUGUACAAAAUAUUCUUAGUAAAGUAACCGGUCUGUUGACCCUCUCGAUCACAGGUAUGGAUGACCUCACUUGUGUUUCAAAUCUUCUAGUGCAUAACAAUAAAAAUUUACAAUCUCUAAGAUUGCAAACUUGUCCUAAUUUAAAGUGUGUGCGGGGCUGUGGCACUUCUCUUAGAGAGUUGGAUAUCAAAGAUUGUGAAAAUCUAAGGGAGUUGCCAGAAGACUUGUAUGAGUUUCAGUUUCUGCAAACCUUGUCAAUAGAUGGAUGUCCGAGUCUCGAGGCAUUUCCAUUUCCUAGUGAACUAGUACAGCUCACUUCUUUCCAACGUUUGAUGAUGUUUCCCAAUGUACAGCAAAGGCUCACUUCUCUCCAAAAUGUGAGAAUUUGUCACUGUGACAGGUUAAAAGAUCUACCAGGUGAAAUGCUGGAGUCAUGCAAAUCACUCAGGGUGUUGACUGUGUAUGAUUGCCCCAGCUUAAGGGAAUUGUCUAUUGGUCCGCUCUCAGAUUCAGUUGAAUUUGACUGGUUAGAACUAGCUUCAUCAUCUCUUCGUGAACUAGCAUUGUUUGGAGGGCCUCACCUGGAUUACUUGCCAGAGCAGCUCCAAGAUCUCACUGGCCUUACAGAACUUAGUCUACAUGACUUUGGAAUAGAAGCUUUGCCAGAUUGGUUUGGGAAUCUUGAGUCACUUGAACAAUUAAUUGUGUCAGGUUGUGAAAAGCUUCGAUAUAUUCCAUCCAUGGCUGUCAUGAGGCGCCUCACCAAGCUAAGAUCACUGUCAAUUAAUGGCUGGCCUUUGUUAGAGGAAGGAUGCUCUGCUCAGAGCGUCUUCAACUUCCAGUGGUCAGGGAUUUCUCACAUACCUGAUCUUAGCAACAAUUUCUGGUAUUAUCAAUUUCAUGAACUUCCAAAUUUUCUCUAA
Coffea arabica (coffee) is the source of this 3516-nucleotide messenger RNA. Its product is annotated as putative disease resistance protein RGA4. Lineage: Eukaryota; Viridiplantae; Streptophyta; Magnoliopsida; Gentianales; Rubiaceae. The record is from RefSeq and is a predicted model, not a curated record. Gene Ontology annotation, molecular function: ADP binding.